AGAUAUGCUCGGCUCACCUUGUUUCGACACAACUGGCCCGACUGUCAAAGUAUAGAAGAGCAUGGACGUGGUACCUGGUGCCAUUACCCGCCUGCAGGCCCGCUACAACACCCGGUGAUCAGCCAUUUGAUCAAGAUAUAGACAAGCUUCAAUCCAUCCUUCUUCAGAUCGUCUCUUUGAGAACACUUUCUCUCCCCCUCCCCUUCGACAACUAUUUGUUGACUCUUUCCAUUUACCGCCGUAACCUACCUAGACAUAGCGUUGAAACGUCGGCUGCUUGAAUCCCAGCGCAACUAAAAUUCAUUUGCCGUCAAGACGUUUCUCCCGCCGACUGAUUCUUACCACUAACGUUGGACCAUGACGUCUCCGGAGCAGCGUAUGGACACUUUACGACAGGGUCUCUGCCGCGUGAUUCUAGAUCAGCUCGCGGAAAUCCUGCGGGAUUAUUCGUCCGGGAACCUAGCAAACCGGGUGCUUCGCUUCGAAGCUCUCAUCCAUGACGGCGAGCAGGGGAUGCAAUGGCCAACACCCUGCUCUCCCAUGAUCUCGAAAGUCUUAGACUUAUCAAUCAUCCUUUCACAGAGCGAAAAUAACAGACUGAAUGCGAGCAAUUCAGGAAAGGAAAACACCAUCGAUCAGCCAACACUGUCCACCUUUGGCCCGCAUUUUUUCCGAGCGCAAAGGACGCCAUCCCAAGGGCUGCCGCAAUCAUCACCCGAGAUUAGAGCUAAUUGUUGGAACAGCAAAGGCUGAUAAGGAGUAAUAGGCAGGUACCAUGGGCUGGCUGGCAC
Molecule: messenger RNA, 791 nt
Organism: Colletotrichum phormii
Lineage: Eukaryota; Fungi; Ascomycota; Sordariomycetes; Glomerellales; Glomerellaceae
Exons: 2
Coding region: 358-753 (131 amino acids)
Source: RefSeq, a predicted model, not a curated record